AUGAAGCAAUUUAAUUAAUUGAAAAACUUUAACUAUUAUGUAGCGAGCUACCAUAUAUUACUUGAAAUAAAUUUUAUAAACUUAAACAGAUUAUGUUUAUAUUUGAUUCAUUUGAUUUCAGAAUUUUAAAUAUUUGGAAUUUUGGUAUUAAAUUUAAACGAAGAAUUACUUAAAUUACCAAUGAUGAACAUUGAUUAUGGAUUGAAUGUUAUUUCUAUUAUUUCAAGACCAUAUAAAUUACUUGUCCAAAAUAACUUUUUUUUAUAUUCUUAUACAAUCCCAUUAGCAAUUCUAUUGUUAUAUAUAGUCCACUAAAUAAUUACAUUUUAUUAGUUUUCAAAGUAGUCUUAAAAAAGUAUAACAGAAUAUGUAAUGAAAAGCAAUAAUAUUAAACUCAUUUUUCAUGGUUUAAAUUUAAUUUUUUUAGCAAUUUUUGAUAAGCUAUUCUGUAUACCAUGUAUUCAGUUGGUUUGUUAUUCAAUUCAAAAAAAUAUUAAUAUAGAAACUUAUGGAGUUGUAGAAUUUAUAAAUACAUUAUUUUCAAUUUUAGCACUUUUUCUAAUAUUUUGGAUACAAUUAUUAUAUUUAAUGUUAAUUAAAGAAGCGAUUACAUUAUAACUAUUUAAUUUUAAAGUGUUAAUAUUUUAAGGAUUAGAUUAUUUUUAUACAUUGAUAAUUUAUAUUUUAGUGAUAAUUGAUUGUAUGAAUUUAGAAAAGGUUGUUAAGAAUUAUCUAAUUUUUGUUAUGUUUGUAAUUUCAUCUAUCAUAAAAUUGAAUUAAUUUAUGACCAAGUAUCAGUAUAUAUGUGAAAUACAAGAUUAUUUAAUUAAUUUAAAUGUUACAUUCAUUAUGAUAUCAGCAGCUUUGAUGGGUAAUGAAUUUAUAGAGGAUAAGAAGAAUUUAAUCAUUAUUAUAGUACUUAUUCCAAGUUUAUUGAUAACAAUUAUUUAAUAAUUUAAAAAAAAAAUUGAUUUUAGUAUGAUUGUUAUGCUACCUGAAAAUUAAUCAACAUAGACAUAACAAUAUUUGAUCAGUGUUUUUUCAUAAAAAGAUUCAUUAAAUAAUAUUCAAUAAUUUAGUCUUUCUUUAUUUUUAUUUUACCAUAAGAGCAAUUGUUAAGACAAAUCAUGUUCAUGUAAAAAGCAAAGAUUUUUGGAAAAUGAAAUAAAAUUAAGAUAAUUAUAUCUAAAAUAAUUAAUAUUAGAUUUCGGGAAAUCCAUAAACAAAUUAACUGAUUAAAGUUUAAAAGGAUUCUUCUCCCUAUUUUAUAUAUAAAGUUUGAUAGCAAUUAAUUAAUCAGUAAAGGCUUAUCAAUAAACUAAUAUAUUAUUACUAAAAUAAAAUGUGCAUUAAAAUAUUGAUCAGUAAAACAUUUUUAGUGAAUAAACAAGUUAUUCAGUUACAAUUGAAGAAAAUUAAAAUGUUUAUAAAAAGAAGAGCAACUCAGAUAUGAUUCAUAAACUUGAAAAGAUCUCCUUAAAUUAUAUUAGUUAUAUUAAUCUUAUAAAAAUCAGUAUAAUAUUAGAGAUAGCAAAAUAAAAUUUAAUAUCAAGCUUUAGUUUUGGAAAUGUUGUAUAGAAAACCUAAUUAAGUUAAAGUGUAUAAUUAUAUAUGAAAGUAGAGGAAUAGCAUCAAUAAUUAAAACAGAAUAUUAUAAAUAUUAUCAAUAGGAAAAAAGAUAUCUUUAUGAUAAUGUCUUCAACUACGAGAUUAAAUCCUGAAAGAUUUUUACAUUAAUGUUUAGAUUUAAUAAAAAAAAUAAACUUUAUGGAAAAUUAAUUGUAACAUUUGUUUUAAGAAUUUCCAAGCAAAAAAAUGCAAUCUAUAUAUUCAUUUUAUUGUGCUGAAAUAUUAAAUAGUUUUAUGUAAGCCUAUAGGAUUAUAAAUUAUAAUGCAAUUUCUGAUAAUGCGUUAAUUAAAAUAUAAAAAAAUUAUUAAGUUGAUUUAUUGACUACAUAAUUACAUUAUAUGAUUUUAGUAAUGGAUCACUAAGGAACAGGAUUAUAGAUAGUAGAAAGAUCUCAUUAAAUGCAUAAAAUAGCUGAAUAUGAUCAAUAAGAUUUUAAAGAAGUUAAAAGUAUACUUUCCUUAUUGCCAAGAGGAUUUUCAACAAUACAUAAGCACUUAAUUGAAGAUUUUCUUAUUUCUGGUAGAUCUAAAUUUUUUAGAGAAUAAAAUGUGAAUUUAAUUUUACAAAAAGAUUAAUUUUUAAGUCCAGUUGAUUUUUUUUUUGAUUUUGAUUUAACAAAAUUGUAAGAAUUAACAUUUUAAGUUUUUUUCUCAGAAAAUAAUGGAACAAAUUCAUAUCUUAUCCUAAACAAUAAACAUUUAAUAUUAGGUAUUACUAGAGAAUUAUGUAAGUAAUUGAAAUUAUAAGAUUUUGAAUAUGAAAAAAUGCCAGAUUUAUUUUACUUAACUGAUAUUCAAUAAUUAAUUCCAGAAUAUUUUUCAUUAAUAGAUUAAAAUAAAAUAGAUAAAAGUUAACCUUUCUCAAAUGUUUAAAUUAUAUUUAAUGAUAAAUUUUAAAUUGGUUAAAAAUCUAUUCAAACUUAUUCUGAUCAAAUGAAAAAAAACCCAGAUUGUAUUAGAUCAUAUUAUGCAAAUAUUGUUGUAACUAUUAGAUUAACUCAUUCUAUUAUAGAAAUUAAAAAUGUUGUGGAAUCAAAAAAGUCUAUCUAAUAAGAUUCAAAUGAUUAGGAUUAUUUCGAAUAAGAACUAUAUGAUUUUAUUGAAGAAUUCCAUAUACAAUAACCUAAUUAAUUUAAUGAUGAUUUAUUUCCAAAACUACAAAAAGAAAUAGAUAUUUAAAAUGAUUGUUUUAUAUAAGAAGAAAUACAAGAAAAUGUUGAUUAAAUAGAUACUAACAGAGUUGUAUCAUUGUAAUAAAGAUAAUUAAUAUCAGAAUCUAUUUAGUAAUUUGAAUUAAUAAGUCCUGGAAGAAGCAAUAGAUAAUUAAUUGAUAAAACAACAAGUUUUGCUACUCAUUAAAUAAAUUUAAGUUGCUAAUAAAGAUUUUUUUAAAAUUAAAUUGAAGAAAAAGAAAAAGAACAGUCUUAAUCUAAUCCAUCAGCAGCUGAAAAAGGAUUUGGAUAAUUAAAUUAUGAUUAAAACUAAUAAAAUGCUGAAAUUAGAGAAAAUUUAAGAUAACAAUUAAAUGAAGAAAAUCAAACAUCUAUACAUGCAAAAAAACUUAAUUUAGAUAAUGCAGCAUCUAGUACUUUAGGAACUUUUUCAUAAAAUUUUUAAUUGUUUAAAAAAUACGAAUUAAUUUAAUUAAUAGUUUCAUCUAUCAAAUUUUCAAUUAUGUUUGAUUUAAUGAUAUUUUCUCUUUUGCUUGUUUCAUUGGUAUCAGCUCUAUUUGCUAUUAUUUUAAUCAAUAAUUCAAGUUCUGAUAUUUAUAGUGCACUGAGUUAAUUAUAAAUGUUAGAAUUUUACACUUCAUUUAUGAAUCCUUGUUAUUUGUUUUUAUCAUCAUUUACUUCAAUAUAUAAUUACAGGUAUGGAUCCUUUGAACAUUUAUAAAAAUAGAAUAUUGAAUCUUUAAUCCAAUAUCAUCAGCGUAACAUUAAUUAAUCAUUUUUAAAUAUUAAAUAAAGUUACUCUAAUUAAUCUAAAGGUAGUUUGUUAUAAGAAGACCUUUCAACAACAUUCAUAAAUUUCAAAUACCUUAAGUAAAAUGAUUAUUCUAUUGAAGAAAUUUCAUUAAGAGAAGCAAUUUUUUAAAUUAUUCAAUAUUAAUAUAACUUUUAGUUCAUCUUUACUUAAGAAAAUGGACUACAAUAAAUGAUUGAAUAAUUUAUGUAGUACAUAGUUAAUUUAGAGGAUAUCAAUAAUGAAAUCCUUAAUUUAAAUACAGAAAUUAUAACUCAUAUUAGUGAUAGUAAUUUAUUAUUAUAAAAUAAGUGGAUUGUCCUUUGUGUUAGGUGCACUUAUUUAAUUUUAUUAUUUUAACUAUCAGCAUGGCUAUUAUAUAUUAAACACAUAAGAAAAUAUUCUAAAAUCUUAAAAUUAUUUCAAAAAGUAGACAUAGUUUGGGUUUUAAGAGAUUUGGAAAGAUGUAAAGAAUUAUUGAGUUUAUUAAACAAAGAUUCUAAUUUAAUGUUUAGAUAUAAAUUUAAUAUAUUUUUAAAAGAAAGAUUUUUUAGAAGUGAAUUAUCUAAAAAACACAUUAUUUAAGAUAAGAUUAAGAGAACUGGAUUCAUAAAAUUAGAUACUAAAUAAAAAUUAUUAUUAAGUAGGCUUCGUAGUUUUAUUUUUUUCUCCACUUUAUUUGUGAUUUUCUUUCUUUAUUCAUUUAUUAUGAAUGUAUAAGGAAUAGAUUUCAUGGACUUCUAUCAAAUGAAGAGUUUACAAUAUAAUUCUAUAGGUGACCUUAGUUUAUCUAUUCCUAAAGCUUAUAGCCUAAGAGAAUUAAACUAUUUUAAAAGUAAUAACUUUUUUGGUUACGAAUAUAUAUAAUAAAAUUUAACAGAAUAAUAUGUCCAAAUCAUAUAGAGUAGUUUAGAUAUAUUAAGCAAUUAUUUAUAAACUUAUACAAUUUUUGAGAGUAAUUAUAAUGAUUAGACUAUAUUAAGUUUAAAUAAUAAAACAUUAUGUGAAGAAGAUAGUAUUGCCAAGACAUUUGAUUUACAGUAACAUUAUUUAUGUAAAUAAAUUUAUGAUAAUGUUAUGGAUAGAGGUCUUUCAAUUACAAUUACUAAAAUUAGAGAUAUUUUGUUGACUGAGAUGAAUAAUUCCUAAUUAUAUACUUAAAGAACUAAUCCACCAUUUAAUGAAAUAGAAAUAGGUAUUUAUUUGAGUGUGAUUAUUAUGAAUGUUUUAUAAACCAUUAAAGCAGGAUUAUCAGAUUAAGCAGAUUAAUUAAAUAUGACUAUUUAGGUAAUUCUAAAAUUAUAAUUUAGAUUGUUUCCAUUAUAUAUUUAGUAUUUACUUUCCUUAAGAUAAUUUUGGUUAUUUUGUUUGUUAGGAGCUAUUAUUUGAAUGAAUUUCAAAAUAUUAAAAAACUAAUAAUCUUAUUACCAUAGGCUGCAUUAUUUAUUGAUGAUUUAUUUGAAAGACAACUAAGAUAGCUCAUAGCUAAAGAAAAUCUCGUUUGA
Molecule: messenger RNA, 5096 nt
Organism: Paramecium sonneborni
Lineage: Eukaryota; Ciliophora; Oligohymenophorea; Peniculida; Parameciidae
Source: the annotation of a GenBank genome assembly